AUGAAUAAGGACGACGACUUGAUGUACACAAAAUCACGAGCAACCGCACAAGAGGUCUUUGAGAGCUAUGUUAAAGCCAGCAGUAGAGUAUACCGCUGGGAUGACAAUGAAGUCAAGGGUUUCAACAGAAAUGUGAGUGAGAGCUACAUCCUGGACUUUUACAUGGCAUGGAAAGUGAACGGAGGGCCUCCACUCGGGGUGGGGCAACAACGUCUAGAAGACAUCGAGCGGGUUAUUCCAAGAGAAGUCUUUACAAAGGAGAUGGCACAUAUGGUAAUGGAGGACCUCUUAGCUCCGUUGCUAGCGGUGCGCACUCAGAUGUGGGAUAUUCGAAAGACCUCCAUCUUGGAUCGCCUUGGACACCACAGCUUUGCCUUGAUUGAUUAUGAGGGCCGAAAGGCGCCUAUCGACAUCAUUGCACCGAAAAGCAUUGGAGUUAAUGAGGGCUGGGAAAAGUUGAGAUCAGAACUCCUGGACGCAUUCAUGAAAACCCCUCAGUCCAUCAGCGCACCGGUGAUUCAGAUGGUGAUAUCCCCCACCUCCCCAACCAAUCAGGGAAGUUCCGUCACGAGCACAAGUACCAUGCAUGCAACUGCGAGCAAGGUCUCUACGCCAGCCCAUUCCAGGGCUCAUUCUGUAUCAGCGGGCCGUUUCGUCAGCAAGAGUAAAGGCAGUUCUCAACCCCCACUUUCCUUCAAGAUGCCGGAUCCAGCCUCUAUAACGUCCACACCGAUGCCCCCAGGUCCCCCUACAGAUUCGAAGCUACGGACCGUGUCUGAUUCAUCUAGCCUAUGGGAAAGAUUUGACAGCGAAAGCCCAGAUGCAGACGCAGUGUCUGAGCAUGUCCUAAAGGUUUCACGUGCAUCGAGUGUAAUUGUGCCAAGCAACGCCAGCCGUCAGCCCAUGGUUCCAGUCAAUCCCACCCCUGAGCCAUCGGCGUUAACUCAAGCAAAUGUGGCAACUCUGCAGUCAACAUAUGAGUUGCCUAUUCCAAGCGUCACAUCCCCAACAAAGGACUCAACAGUCCCACCAGCCAGUACACCCAUGUCAUCAUGUUGUGCCGUCGAGCCUCAUGAACUUCCUGAUAAGGAUCGCCAGCUUACCGACACAGAUAUACACUUCAUUGUUCUUUUGGCUCGAUCUGAGGAGUUCAACGAAAUCAGCUAUCGUGAUAUGCUGGUUAAACGCUUCGACCGUACGCCAGCUGAGGCAUACUUACUUGCAAAGGUGGCAGCUGCAAACCGAGGGGCGUAA
This is a messenger RNA of Cantharellus anzutake, 1254 nucleotides long. RefSeq lists its product as uncharacterized. The record is from RefSeq and is a predicted model, not a curated record. The coding region runs from base 1 to 1254 and encodes 417 amino acids. NCBI's taxonomy places the organism in Eukaryota, Fungi, Basidiomycota, Agaricomycetes, Cantharellales, Hydnaceae. The transcript is spliced from 5 exons.